This is a messenger RNA of Closterium sp. Yama58-4, 801 nucleotides long. Lineage: Eukaryota; Viridiplantae; Streptophyta; Zygnematophyceae; Desmidiales; Closteriaceae. The record is from the annotation of a GenBank genome assembly.
AUGAAUCUGCUUGGCCCAGGGACGGACGCUGCAGCCGCCGCUGCAUCUGCUGCCGCGUCAGCUGCCGCCGCCACUGCUGCUGCAGCGGCUGCAGCAGCUGCGUCUGGCGGGGGGGCGGCGCCCACAGCAUCUCUGGGAGGGCGCGGAGGGGAAGGGGGGGCGACGAGCAGCGUGGGCGGGGGAGGGGGGUUCAGCAUGGGGGGCGGAGGCGGGGCAGGGGGGUUCAGCAGUGACGGGAGUUCCGGCAAGCAGCGGCUGCGGUGGACGCCGGAGCUGCAUGAGAAAUUCGUGGAGGCCGUCGCCAACCUGGGGGGGGCUGACAAGGCGACGCCCAAGGGUGUGCUGCGAGUGAUGGGCGUGCAGGGCCUGACCAUCUACCACGUGAAGAGCCACCUGCAGAAGUAUCGGCUCGCCAAGUACCUUCCAGAUCCUUUGCCUUCUACACCCCGAGAAAAGGAGCCAAGGCCGGAGAGGGCAGAGAAGCCACCGAAACGUGUUGCUUCUGGGUGCAGUAGGCGCCGCGUUCCUUUUAGUUCGCCUCACCAUGCAUCUGGAGGUGCAGCAGCGUUUUCUGACCCAUUCCUUAUCUGCUUACUCGCCUCCAUCUUCCCUCGCAGCGCUCGCAACAUCCCGAUCACAGAGGCGCUGCGCAUGCAGAUGGAGGUGCAGAGGCGCCUGCACGAGCAGCUGGAGGUGCAGCGCCAGCUGCAGCUGAGGAUCGAGGCGCAGGGUAAAUACCUCCAGAAAAUCAUAGAGGAGCAGGCCAAGGCGAGUGGCAUGGUGGUGGCCACUCGAGUUUAG